UUCUCGCGAGACCUUAAACAUGGCGGAUUUGUAAUGAAUUUUCACCAACAAUAAAUGUGUGAUUUACAACAUUUGCUCGCGUGUGCAGUGACUAACACACGACUUUAAUUAGAAUAUAAUUCUGUUUCCUUGCAUAUCUAUAGUUGUAUCUUGAAACAUUGUUUCGAUCAUUUUAAUUAAUUUAAAGCAUUAUUUUUUACGAUUUAUUCGUUCGGAACGAACAUCGUUUUGCAAAGAAAUUUAAGUUCAGUCAUAAUUACCGAGGCCCAUUAUGGAAUUUAAGCCAUUUGACAAAAUAUUUGCCAAAGUCAAAGGUUUCCCCGCUUGGCCUGCACGGAUCGAUGAAGUUGGCCCAGAUGCUAAAAUUCCAAAAGGAAAAUAUCCAAUCUUCUUCUAUGGGACCCAUGAAACGUACACACUCGGACCUAAGGACAUAUUUUCCUAUGAGAAAUUCAAGGAGAAAUUUGGAAAACCACAAAAGAGAAAAGGUUUCAACGAGGGGCUAUGGGAGAUAGAACACAAUCCAACAGUCAAGUACCAACAGGCUACAUCUCAAGAAGAGGUCACUGAAGAAUUCGCAGAAGAGUCUGAUGCACCUGUUGACCAAGAAGAGGACAAAAAACAGAAACAGAAAGUAAAAGCAGCAGUGAAACGGAAAAAGAAGACCAGUCCGAGUGGAAAACCUGCAGCAAAAAGGAAGAAAUUGGAGGAAGAAGAGGAGGUUGAGGACGAGGAAGAAGAGGAAGUAGAAUCUCCAGAAGAAAACUCAGAUGCUGAUGAGGAUUUCCAGAUAGAUGAAGCCUCUUCAAAGAAACCGAAAAAGCGGGGUCGUAAAUCGAAAGCUAAAGCCACAACAGAAGAUGCUGACAAUGAUGCUGAUGAGGAAAAUACGCCUCUGAAAAAGAUUGCAAAGCCACGAAAACAGAGCACCAGCGCCAAGAAAGCUCCGAGAAAAUCUGAUGGCGGUAGUGCUAAAAAGAAAUCAGAAGCAGACGAUGUGGAAGUGAGUGACAGCCUGAGCUCUCUUAGUGAAAGUUCAGACGAUGAAAAUGACAUCAGUGUGUGGAAGAAAAAGGAGGAAGAAAGGAAAGUGGCCUUACAGAAGAAAAUGGACGAAGCGAAUGAGAGAAAGCGAAAAGAGGAACAAGAGCGACUGAAGAAGGCAAAGGAGGAAGUGAAGCGAGAACGGGCCGAAAUGGCGGAAGAACAGGACGAGGAAUCAUCUUCACCUGGGGAUAGACCCAAGAGGGACCGGAAGAAAAAGAAGUUCUUUGAUGGGGAGGAAGCAGAAAUAUCAACAUCAAAAACAUCUCCUGAAAAGUCUUCUGAUGCAAAAGACACAACGCCUAAAUCUUCUAAAAAAGACUCUGACAAAUCAUCCAAUAAAAAAGACGAAAAGACAAAAAGUGUGGACCAAUCAAAAACAGAUACGUCUGACCAUUUGGAAAACAGUGUAGGUGUUAGUAACAAAGACAGCAAAGUGAAAUCUGAAAAGACUGAAAAGAAAGACAGCAAAGGUAAAAAUGAAGUUAAAGAUAAAGAAACCCCCAAAGGGGGAAAAGGUGAACUAAAGGACAAAGAAAAGAACAAAAGUGAUAAGAAUGAAGUGAAAGACAGCAAGUCUAGGGAAAGCAAGGACAUUAAAUAUGCUAAAGAAAAGAUCUCAAAGCCAGAAGAGAAAAAAGACAUUGAGAGGAAAAAAUCAGAUUCGGAUAAAGAAGGACAAGUUGAAAAUCAGGAGCCAAAGAAGCCCGACUCCUCAACUGAUACAGAGGAGGAAAAGAGGAAGAUAGAGGAGGAAAUAAAACGGAAGAAGCAGGAGAAGUUAGAGAAACAGAAGGAGAAGGAGCGGAGAAUACGUGAAAAAGAAGAAGAGAAAGAACGAUUGAAGAAGCUCAAACUGGAGAAGAAGAAAGAGGAAAAGAAAAAGGAAAAAUUCAGCUUUGCUGUGACAGAAGCCAAGCUGAUACAGAUGGAUGUGGAGAUCAAAAGGUCCUUGCAGAAAGCUGGGAAUGCAGAUGUUGACAAGUGUAUUGCCAUCAUGCAAGACUUGGAGCAACUGCCGGUCAGCUACCUGAUGCUCAAGAAGAACCCAGACAUCAUGAAUACUGUGAAAAAGAUCCGCAAGUACAAGGGAAGCGAAACCAUCAAGAAAAAGGCAGAGUAUCUCUAUGCUAAGUUUAAGCAAAUUUUCAUGCUUGGGGACAGAUUAUCUGAAGAGGGCCUCAAGGAGCUGAAGGAAAAGCAGAACAACGACGCAGAAAAAACUGACAACAAGGCCGCUAAUGAAAAUCAGGACAAAAGUGUCACCACAAACACAAGUUCAUUUAUCAUGUCAAGUUUCACAGGAUUCAUGUCGUCAACAAACAUUGUAAUUCCUGGAUUAGAUUUAGUGAAUGCCGAUGAAAACAGUGACACUGAAAAAGGGAUGAAUGGGGGAGAUGUGGGUAGCAAUGGGCUGGAAACUUCGAUGGUGAAUGGGGAGAAUAAUGUAGAGGGUUUUGUGGGUGCAAAAGGUUUACAGGUGUCUCGUGCUACUAAUGGUGACAAUUUGACAAAUUCAGCAGAAUUCUCUGAUGCAAAAGUGAACAAUUUUGAACAAAUGGAUGUUGAUGUAACAAACAAAAGUGUUUCUGAGAAUAUCCGUGGUGACCAAAGUUUUGGUGUAAAAAUCAAUCACAUGGAUAGCAAGUCAAAGGCAGUGUCUACAAAAUCCAAACCUCAUGAGAAUUUUGAUGAAUUGGACCCAAGAAAUUUCUCCCCAAAAUUAAAACUUUCUGAUGAUCAUGAAAGUCAGGAUUCUGAAGAUAUUGACGAUGAUUUAGCGAAGUUUACAAAAGCGUCUGAAAUGCUCCACACAAUUGCUAAAAUGGCACAAGCCGACAGCGAACUUGCGGAACAAGACGAUUUCAAGAGUGAAUCUGAAAAUGAGGAUGAAGAGAGGGUAGAUCUCGAUGCCAGAAUAGCAGCCAUCAUUCAGGGAAAGGACUUCAAUCAGUCCCCAUCUGACACAGACGAGAAAAUGGAACCGGAACAAAUGUACGAUCCCGAAAAGCCCACGUCUGAUGAUGAAAAGGAAAAGGAGACAGAAAAGGAGGCGGAAGAUGUUAAAGAAGAAACAACAGUUGAGAAGAGUUCAGAAUCAGAAGAUGAAAUCAUUGAUGAUGAUGAGUUACAUAAUCUGUUAGGUGUGUGAGAGUUGGUAGGUUAGUUGGAUUUUAAUAAAAAUUUGUUAGGCUGCAGCUGAUUGGUCCAAACUAUUGUGUCGGUCGAUUGAUAGGUUGAAAAAGAUGUUGUUUUUUUUUCAAAAAAGAAAUGUGGUUGAUAUGUUUGUUAUGAAUGUUGGAAGAAGGUAGUUAUGUUAUGAAUGUUGAAAGAAAGUAGUAUGCAAUUGACCAGUCGCCAAAUACGCGAUCGCUCCGCCCACUAAGUUGUUUUCAUAAAACACUUUUUCCAUUACUCCGACAGUCUUUGUUUGUCGGACCAUAAGGCCGCAAUAAAGAAAUCUGAUUGAUUAUUACAUGAGUUCGAUUGACAGCUGGCGAGUGGUCAAUUUUAAAUGGAGCAGUAUAAUUAGUUUAAAUUUAAGUGUUUAAAUGAUGUGUUUGGAUGAUGAACUUAGAAAAAAACAUUACUUGGCAUUACUUCAGCAAAUGUU
Molecule: messenger RNA, 3658 nt
Organism: Dreissena polymorpha
Lineage: Eukaryota; Metazoa; Mollusca; Bivalvia; Myida; Dreissenidae
Product: hepatoma-derived growth factor-related protein 2-like
Exons: 17
Coding region: 272-3196 (974 amino acids)
Biological process (GO): regulation of transcription by RNA polymerase II
Cellular component (GO): nucleus
Molecular function (GO): double-stranded DNA binding; transcription coregulator activity
Source: RefSeq, a predicted model, not a curated record